GGAUGAUUUGAAGACUGAACGUUGGAGAGAAAUCAAAAAGAACGGAUGAACACACAAAGAGUCAGAUGGUGGUGAAGCUGUGACAGGAUGAGCGUAAAUCUGCAAACUCUGCCCGUCGCCAGCGGCAACAACACGUCGAUGAUGAAUGAGAUGAUGAAAUGUAUACAUAGUGAUGAUCUGUUCAGGUACAAUGCCUACAUCAUCACCUAUCUCGUGGUGUUUCCUCUCGCCUUUCUGUGCAACACUGGAGCGCUGGUGAUUUUCCUGCUGCAGGGUCCCCGCAGAGGCUCUUCCGCCUGUGUGGUCAUGAUGAAUCUCGCCCUAUCAGACGCCAGCUUCUCCCUCACCCUCCCGCUGCGAGCGUUUUAUUACUGGAUGUCUGGAGUGUGGGAGUUUCCUGAAUGGCUGUGUCAAUUAUGUGGCUACACCUUCUACGUUAACAUGUACACCAGCAUCUUCUUCCUCACUCUACUGAGCGUGCUCCGUUGGCUCGCCGUGACCCAGCCCCUCCAACACAGCUCUCAGGUCACACCCACUCGAACCAUGUUGGUCUGUCUGGGAAUCUGGGUGUUUGUGGGUGUGUCCGUUUCUCCCUUCCUGCUCAAUGGGACGAAAGAAAGGUCGGGGUCAACUCGUUGCUUCGAGCCAAAUGAUGGUUCCUCUUGGGAGGUUAUCCUAAAAUUAAACUACGUAUCAUUGGCUCUGGGCUUCAUCCUUCCCCUCCUCACCAUCAUCAUCUGCUACAGCAGCCUCAUACGUCACCUGAUGGCCGGGUCUAGCCUCUCUAGCAACCAGUCCAGCAACACCCACCACCAUACUAGACAACGAUCUGUACACCUGGUUUCCAUGGUGAUUGUGACCUUCCUGUUUUGCUUUCUGCCCUAUCAUGUGAUGAGAUCACUGCACCUGCAUGCCGUUUUGGGCAAGUGGCACUGUGAUGUCAUAGUGAUGCUGCAGCGAGCAGUGGUGGUGACGCUGUGUCUGGCGGCAUUCAGCAGCGUGGUCAACCCUCUGCUGUACUACUACUCAGCCAAGAAGUUCAGAAACGACCUGAGGGACGUUUUCCGGAACAGCAGGAGGUCCUUCCAACUCAGAGCUUCAGCUGGGAGGAGGGAACCUGAAACCUGAAACACCUGCAAGGUCAUCAGUCAGCACUGUAGCUCGGCCAAUCAAAAGAGUCCGCCUCAUUGAAAACAGCAUCAAGGAUCAUUACAUUUAUUUCUUUUUAAAAGACAGAUUUCACCUUUCAUGCGUAAAUUGAGUGAAAUCACUUCCAGCUCUGCAGACAUCAAUCAUUCAUGGGGGUUCAAGAGUUGUUGAGGAGGAUCCACACAUUCUUGAAGAGGAGGGUUCAAGUGUCGUUGAAGAGAAUGCUUCACAUCUUCAGUAGGAACCAAUGGGCUCGUAGCUGAGAGCCGGAUGGAACAAGCAACGUGUGUGUGUGUGUGUGUGUGUGUGUGUGUGUGUGUGUGUGUGUGUGUGUGUGUGUGUGUGUGUGUGUGUGUGUGUGUGUGUGUGUGUAAAUGUUUUAUGUGUUUCCAGAGAAGCGUCUUUGUUUACAUGUUUGUGUUUCUCUGUAAACUUGAGUCACUUAGAACGGAAAUGAGAACAUGUGAACAUCCCAUGGGAAACAUCUUCUACGUUCUCUCCUCUCACUGCAUGUUUGUGUUGUUUUUAGGGUUAGCCCUAACCCUAACCCAGUUUCACACAACAAUGAUCCUUUUGUGUUGUACUUGUGAACACGUGAGUUUUGUUUCCUGGUUAAGAUCCAGUUUGUGAACCCAAUGACACAAGAAACCAUCGAUCUCAGUAACUUUAUCCAAACAUAGUAUGCAGAUCCAUUGCAGUUGUAAUAAUCCCUCUGACCUGUAGAGAGUGUUACUCCACCGUGGUGAUAAUAUAUUGUUGAUUACUGACAUUUAAACAGUAAAGAUAAAUCAGAAGCUGAUCAAAACACAACUCAGCUUAAAAACUCAUCUCCAUUAUGGUUCCAAACAAUAAAUAAUGAUGGAGUUCAGAUUAAACCACUUAAAUAUUUGUGUUAAAACUGCAAAAUGAGCCAAUUCAUUGUCUUAAAUGAUAAAUUCAAAAUCCAGUAUCUUCCUUUGUAUCAAAGCUUAAAACGUACUUUUAUCUUAAUUAGCCAACAUUACUGUAACAACACGUUCCUGUAGAUUCACGCUGUACGACAUCAGGAGACUACGCCCCCUUCUCACUCAGAAGGCGGCGCAGGUUCUGCUGCCAUCCGACCUCUGCAGCUCAUCCAGAAAGCAGCAGCUCGACUGGUCUUUAACCUAAAGUCACUCACACUACUCCGCUCC
This is a messenger RNA of Hippoglossus stenolepis (Pacific halibut), 2321 nucleotides long. RefSeq names its product cysteinyl leukotriene receptor 1. The transcript is spliced from 5 exons. Gene Ontology annotation, molecular function: G protein-coupled receptor activity. Lineage: Eukaryota; Metazoa; Chordata; Actinopteri; Pleuronectiformes; Pleuronectidae. Gene Ontology annotation, cellular component: plasma membrane. The record is from RefSeq and is a predicted model, not a curated record. Gene Ontology annotation, biological process: G protein-coupled receptor signaling pathway. The coding region runs from base 88 to 1128 and encodes 346 amino acids.